Boeremia exigua is the source of this 318-nucleotide messenger RNA. RefSeq lists its product as uncharacterized. The coding region runs from base 1 to 318 and encodes 105 amino acids. Lineage: Eukaryota; Fungi; Ascomycota; Dothideomycetes; Pleosporales; Didymellaceae. The record is from RefSeq and is a predicted model, not a curated record. The transcript is spliced from 2 exons.
AUGGCUUCCCGCGCACUCCGCCCGGCGCUCCGCCUCGCGAACACCGCGCGCAGCUUCCACACCACCGCUGCGCUGCGACAAGAGAAGCCGCUCGUGGCGCCCGUUCGGAGGCCCGUUGGCGCCUUCAGGGGAGGACUCUUCGGCUUCCUCCUCGGCACCGCCUCCGCCGGCGCCGGCAUGUACUACUACGUGAUCGACGAGUACCGCGUGAGCAACCAGCUGCUGACCGAGGACAUCUACGCGCUGCAGAGCGCCGUGCAGCGGAUAGAAGGCUAUGUGCGCACGCUGGAGGACAAGGUCGGCGAGAAGAGGCGUUAA